Molecule: messenger RNA, 2232 nt
Organism: Cooperia oncophora
Lineage: Eukaryota; Metazoa; Nematoda; Chromadorea; Rhabditida; Trichostrongylidae
Source: the annotation of a GenBank genome assembly
AUGCAGAGCCUCAUCAAAAUCAACAGGAACGGGAUGAGGAAGGAGGACGAUGAGAUAGUACAGACCGUUUUGAAUGCAGUCAAAGUCAGAAACGAGACUCUAAAAAUUGCCGAUAAACAUCCAGGAGUAUUUUCAUUUCUCGACAGCAAGAAACAAGCCGAAGCGAGCAAGUACAGAAGGAAGAGAAGAAGACUAAAAAGAAGAGAACGACGUCUCCUGAAGGCUCAAAUCGGCCCUUUCGUGGUAGGGACUCGGCGUGGCGACCCGAUUCCCGCUCCUUUAGCUACGCCUCCAGAUUCAAGCCAUACCAGUCCGGUGAUAGACAAGGAAAUAGACGCAUUUUCCCGGCUCAAGCGCCUCACCAAAAGUACCGCAGAGAAAAAUUCGAUAGCCGCGAAGCCCCUGUUUCAUAUGCGGUCACGAAGGUCACUGGAGAGACGAAUGUCCAAACAGGAAAUGGUAAAUAUUACUCAGGUUCAAUUCACGAUCACAUCUCUAUGUGGAAGGCUCUCGAACCUAAUUGCAUUGGUUCUCGAUACCAUUUUGUACGGAUAUACAAUCCCUUUUGAUGAGGCUCCUGAGCCUCCAUCUAGUGUUGAGAAUCGUAAAUCGGCAUUGAAUAAUGCCAAGUUUGUGGAUGAUACUAAUUCAGAAUUAGUGACUAACGGUGCAGUGCAAAUUGUGGCUCGAAGUCAACCAAUGGACCUCAUGAUCCAUCCACUCAGUGUAGCAGAGGGUAAGAAAUUACGACUCGUUCUGGACCUUUCCUAUCUGAACAGAUACGUAACCAAAGAGCACGUCAAAUUUGACGAUUUGGAGAGAGUAAAGCACCUCCUUCCCCCAGGGGGAUAUAUGACAUCUUUCGACCUCAAGAGCGGUUAUCACCAUAUCCGAGUUGCGCAGCGCAGCCAACGUUAUCUGGGCUUUGAAUGGGUUCUUCCCUUUCGGCCUUUCCUCCGCCCCACACAUAUUCACCAAAUUGCUCCGGCCAUUAAUCCACUAAUGGACGGUCUCAUAUGGGGAUGUUCCAGGGAAGAAUGCGAGAGAGUGUCAAAGGACAUUCGAAAAGAUCUAAAAAGUUUUGUAUGGUUUGAAGCAGAAGGGAAGUGCAACUGGCUGCCAGCAGCAGAGACAAAAUGGUUAGGCUUCGUUAUAAAUUUGAAAUCUUAUGAGAUCUCGAUCUCAAUGGAUAGAACUGAAAAAGCUCUAGCUAUACUAAAGCGCAUGCUUUUCGAGAGAGCUCCAUCCUUACAUACCAGGAUGAGAUGGAUGGGCACGUUGGCUUCAUUGAGCAUAGUAAUUUCAGAUUUGAACAAGAGGCAAUCGAGAGCUAUGACAGCAUCGGUGGCAGAGGCACAAUCUCGUGAGUGUUCUCUCAGUUACAGGUGGACGUUGUCCAGCAAAGAAAGGAGGGAGAUAUCUUACUGGAUAGACAGCCUUACAACGGGAAUAUCAGUAUCGCUGUACCCGCCAGCAAAGCCACCCGAACCCAAUUUUAUCAUAGAAGUGGAUGCCUCAGCACACUCGGGGUCGUGCUGGUCAGGUGUGAUAACCAGGCAGCAUGUAGGAUUUGCAAAAGAGCCUACAGGGACAAGCAGAAGACAUCUGGGAGCUGCAGAGCCAUUUAGGGGAGAGCAGAAUAGGCUUGCGGAUAAAGAAAGUAGACAGUUAGAUUUCGACAGCUGGCGAGUAAAUAAAAGAACGACCAAUAAAGUACAAGAGAGGUGGCUACACUGUGAGAUUGACAUGUUUGCAGAUGACAAGAAUACGAUAUGUCAAAGAUUCUUUUCCAGAGCUGGUGCCCACGCACAUCGGGGAUCGACGCUUUUCUCGCAACAUUCCCUAUGGUUAGUGCCUUCUCCUCCUAAUUUGGUGUCCAGAACCUUGUCUUGGGCUCGACAUUUUGGCUCUUUCGGCAUAUUAGGGUGCCCCUACUGGCCAUCACAAGCUUAUUUUCUCAUUUUGAAGCCCGAUGGGAAGAACUGGGCAAAUUUCGUGAGAGACGGAGCCUUUUUCCCCGUCGGUUCCAAGAUAUUCACACCGUGCCCUCACUCCAAUAUAUUCAAUAGUGAGUUUUCGAGGAUAAGAUUCAUGUUCCUUCUCAUAGACUUUCCGAGAGUCUCCUUUCCCACAAAAAGCUAUGACAUUCUAACUGUCCGCCGGCGUUUGAGAUCCACAAAUGCUCUUCUCCGGUGUCGAAAUAGGUCGGUGCAAGAGCGCAGGUUUCUCUAA